AUGGCCAACAACCCAAGCGAAGUUGGCCGAGAAGGAGUCGCACCCGAGGCACUUAACGAGCAGGCCGAUGUCAGGGUCCACAAACCCGUCCGCAUGGACUGGUUCGACGCACGAACCGAUCUAUUAGCCAAACAGCUCUACUCUCCGUUACUGGGUGAUUUGAGGUUUGUCUUGUUCCAGCUUCAUAUCAUCAACGAGGCUGGAGCUUUCACUACGAGCGUCUACAACACAUUAUUGGAGUCGUAUUUGUUGGACGAUUCUUCGCCCUUUCCUCGACCGCGUACUCCAUCCUCGGGGCGUCUGUUUCUUGAGCACGCCAUCAUCACUAAGAUCUACAAGAUUGUGAUCAAGAAACGGGAAGAAAAGAAGAUUUUUGAGACUAUGGUCAGGGAGACGCUCGGGCUAGACAAGGGAGACACCCCCGUCGACAACACCGCGUUCACAAAUGGUGCCAGGAGACUCGUCGAGAUGACGAUACAAUAUGCCCUCGAUGUCAAGCUGGAGAUGCAAAGACUUUCACAUUUGCUCCGAGGCGUCACUAGCAGUGGCCCGACAGCUGAUGUGGUUUUCGAGUAA
Messenger RNA from Neurospora hispaniola, 576 nucleotides. RefSeq lists its product as uncharacterized. Lineage: Eukaryota; Fungi; Ascomycota; Sordariomycetes; Sordariales; Sordariaceae. The transcript has a single exon. The coding region runs from base 1 to 576 and encodes 191 amino acids. The record is from RefSeq and is a predicted model, not a curated record.